Molecule: messenger RNA, 402 nt
Organism: Haemonchus placei
Lineage: Eukaryota; Metazoa; Nematoda; Chromadorea; Rhabditida; Trichostrongylidae
Source: the annotation of a GenBank genome assembly
AUGGAGUUCAUGCAAGCUUUCAAUGUGUAUCGGCUCUACGCGGAAGACGAUGAGAUUCAAGUACUCUCGCUGCAAUAUGCCGACACAUCAUAUGCCUUCAAUAUCUUCCUCCCUAAAACAAGAUUUGACUUCAGCAACAUGCGGUGGAGUUUAACUGCGAAGCAAAUUAAGGAGCUUCUGUCGAAAUUGGACCAAACCUACAUGACGAUCAUGAUCCCAAAGAUGAAGAUUGAAACGAACCUCAAACUCAAAGAGAUUCUUCCCUCGAUGGGUAUCUCGAACAUAUUCAACCAUCAUGCCGAUCUGAGUGGAAUUACCGAAACACCUCCAUUACAAAUCUCUGAAGUCACUCAUGAUGCGAUUAUUGAGGUAAACUACUCGGAGUCCACCCUAACCUUUUGA